CGAAUAUACAGUUAUCCUCACUUUAAUGUCAUUUAUAAUUUGUCCUUGAAUUCUCCACCAUACUUUUCAUAACUCUGUUUGCACGAGUUGCAUGAGAAUGCUGUCAUUCACGUAAAAAAUGGUGUCAAAUAAGUUGUAAAUGCAAUAUCAUCUAAACGUAAUUAAUGGAUUAUGCAGUUCAAGAUAAACUUUAUCUCAUAACGUAACGAACAUGUAUAAUGUUGUAACAACAACUUUACCUACACUGAUUUAAGUAGCAGUCGGUUUAUAAGUGACUUUAUUGAUUCAUUUUGUGUUUUGUUAUUGUUGUCAGAAAGUAUAACGGAAGUGCCUCACAACUGAAGCGGAAACCAGUUUGAUGCGCAAAGUAGUCCAAUCUAAGUAAUAUUUUUUGACAAAUGUCCACAGAAAUUAAUAAUUUUCUAAUAUUAAAGACGAAUAUCUGAAUAGGAUUCAUUAUUUGAUAAGAAAUUAUAAUCAUCGACAUGUCUUUUUUUAAAAAAUCGUACACGCACUGACACCUAAGUUGUCUCCCGUUGUUUAUUAGAGUUACCUUUCGUCCGGCGCAGUAAUACAUUUGCAGUGAAUCGCCGAGAAGUCGUGGGAAAAUUAAAAACCAUGUAAAUAAACUAAAGUUAACCACCUUUUCAAGAUGAAUUUCAAGUGAUCGCCAUUAUGCAUUUAACCCGCCUGACCUGUGUAGCAUCUUAGGUAUCUGUUCUAAGGUAUUCAUUGUGUAGAAUGUCAUGUUAUGCCCUUACAAUGCUAAUCCCACUCUGAUUUUUUUUUGUUUACAUUUUUAUCAAUGAGAAAUAUGGCGUCCAUCCCGAGUUGAAAUGACGUGGCGUUAAAUUUUUACAUGUUUAAACAAACCUGGUGUGUUAGAAAGAAAAUCUCAUCCCUUCAACAUUAUUUGGAACACUGUUAUUGUAAAAAACCUGUUAUUUCCUUAUACAAAAGCUUAAUAUUUUGUGUUGAAUGUACUUUCACAAAGACCUCUGUUUUCCUAUUACAUUCAUAGUACCACAUCCUUAUCCACAAAAUACUGAAUAUUACAGGUGUCCAUCAGUAUUAUAUCAGUUUAGGAAUAUGUUUUUUAUUUUCCCACCAUCGAUUUCUUGAAUAUGCACCCCUCAUACAUUUCUGUAUGAACUAUGAAUGUAGCAAUAUGCGUCCCCUUAAAAGAAACAUUAUGUCACAUGUUUAAUCAUGAAUAUAUAUAUGACCAUCCCCUAAUAUUCAGUAUCUUAAAACAUCUUUUACAAAGAAUCGACUCCGAUAUGUGGAUUGUCUCUGAGAUACAUCAUUUAUUGCUUAGAAUGGAAAUGGAUGAAGAUAGCAGUAUAGUCUGGCUAGCUUCGCGAUAUGCAAAGUCCUGCAAUGAUCUUCACAUGCUCCGCCUCGUUGAUGAAGUCAAGAAGAAUUCACUUUGAUUCUUUGUUAUUGUAUUUUCUUAGAUAUAGACAUGUACCUCACAAUGUCUCAUAACUGUCAGAGAUGAUAACAUGUAAUAAAAUACAAGUAUUUGUAAUAAAGUUUAACAUCUUAAGUUGUUUCUUUUACGUUCUUCUACGCUUUCAGAAAUGCCUAGAACAUAUACUCAUAAGAAACGAGGCAAGACAAUGAACUAUGAUACAAAACAACUAGCUGAUGCCUUGAAAGCGCAUCAAAAUGGGAUGUCCAUCAGAGAAGCUUCAAAAGCGUACAAUAUCCCAAAAUCAACACUAGCUGACAGAGCUAGUGGCAGAUAUGAGGUAAAUGUAACUCAUGGUCGUCCGUGUGCGAUACCAAUUGAAGUUGAAAAGAAAAUUGUCGUAAGAGUGAAAGUAGCCGCUGAGAGGGGAAUUGGAAUUUCGCGGAAGCAGUUGCUACUUAGGACAAACGUGUUGUGCCAACGCAUUCAGGUGCAUACAUCCUAUAAGAACUUCCACGCAGGUAAAAAUUGGUGGGAAGGCCUCAAGAGACGUCAUGGGCUUACACUUAGACAGCCAGAGCGCCUCGGUAGUACGCGUUGUCGUAUGAUGAAUCGUGACGUUGUAGGAAAGUAUUUUGAGGCAUUGUCAAACAUCAUUACUUCCUCAAACUUGAAUGACAAGCCAGAAUUCAUCUGGAAUUGUGACGAGACCAGCAAGAAUUUUGAACACAAUCCAAUUAAAGUUGUUUCUGGUAUAGGUGCUAAAAAUGUAUGUGGUAGAACAAGUAGCAAAUCUACUAAUAUAACCAUUAUGGCAUGUGUUAACGCAGCCGGCAAAGCUAUGCCACCCAUGUUUAUAGUAAAGGGAAAGACCCCAAGGUCAUUGUACUCGUUCAAUACUCAGGCAGCUCCUCCUGGUACUAAGUGGUCCUACCAGGAGAAGGGCUGGAUGACGGACCAAAUAGGUGAACAGUGGUUCGACACUGUUUUCCUGCAAAACUGUGGUACCCAUCGACCCCAACUCCUGAUUCUUGAUGGCCAUAGUAGCCACGAAUCUCUAGCGAUACUCCAGAGGGCUAUUGAAGAGAAUAUAUAUAUUCUUGUCCUGCCCCCUCAUACCACGCACCAUCUUCAACCUUUGGACAAGUCAGUAUUUGGUCCUUUUAAUAAGGCAUACAGUUCAGCUUGCUCCGAAUUCUUACAAGAUCCAUUAAACUCCGUGAAUAAAUGGAACUUCCCCGCGCUGAUCACAAGAGCAUGGGUAUCAGGUCUGACUGAGGGGAACAUAAAAUCUGGAUUCGCUGCCUGUGGCAUAUUUCCUUUGAACAAAAAUGCCAUCCAUGAUCAAGCUUAUUCCCCAAGUUAUCCAUCUGACAAACCACUUGACAGUCAAACUCAAAGUCCUUUUGUAGAACAUUUCUCAAUCCCACAAGGCAUAGGAAGUAGUUCUUCAUCUGUAUCUAGUAUGAGUACUGAGGUAAACCAUGUUGACACAUCUCUUCAAAGUGUCAACACUUCAAAUUUCAUGGACCCAGUUGUUACUGAUCAAACUGAGUCUAUUGAUCAGGUUAACAACCAAGGCGACAGCACUGUAGAUGUUGUAAUGGACCCAGUUGUUACUGAUUAUAUUAAGUCUAUUGAUCAGGUCAAAAACCAAGGUGACAGCACUGUAGAUGUCGUAAUGGACCCAGUUGCUGUUCUGGAUCUUCUCUCUAGCGGCGAUUUUAUAGUUGAUGGAGAGAUAGAUUUUCCAAUUACAGAUAAUUCUUUGACUCUUCCCAACUCUCCAUGUAACAUAAGUCCUGAAAUUAAUACCGAAACCACGCAAUGCCAGUCUUUAGUACCGUCCGCUAAUUGGAAUCAAGAUCUGGAUUCCAUAUUCCUCCCGCCAAGCGGCGGUGUACCCAAUGGCCCUGUGGCAAAAAAAACGAAAGGCUAUUACAUCUCAUAG
Molecule: messenger RNA, 3365 nt
Organism: Mercenaria mercenaria
Lineage: Eukaryota; Metazoa; Mollusca; Bivalvia; Venerida; Veneridae
Product: tigger transposable element-derived protein 6-like
Exons: 2
Coding region: 1584-3365 (593 amino acids)
Cellular component (GO): nucleus
Molecular function (GO): DNA binding
Source: RefSeq, a predicted model, not a curated record